Molecule: messenger RNA, 2494 nt
Organism: Brienomyrus brachyistius
Lineage: Eukaryota; Metazoa; Chordata; Actinopteri; Osteoglossiformes; Mormyridae
Gene: hmgxb4a
Product: HMG box domain containing 4a
Exons: 13
Coding region: 360-2243 (627 amino acids)
Source: RefSeq, a predicted model, not a curated record
UUUAGGAAACAUCCAUUUAUUACUUGAUACAUCACUUUACAACAACUUUUUGGUUAAGAUUAUGACUGAUCCAGUGAACAAUGCAAACUGCGACUAAGACACAAAUUAUGAGUACAGAGUCAAAGCAUGACUUUUUUGUCAUAAGCGCAGGAAUUUAUAUUAAAAUUACGUGAAAUUCAACGAGCAGUGCUGGUGAGGCUGGCCGAACCCCUCCCAGGGCAUCGCGCUCGCUCCCUCCCUCCGUCUCCAUGCGCAGCCAUUUGUUUACCGAUGAAUACAAAGAUGGCGGCUGCCGGCGCGUAAACUGGAACGCUGCUAAGUGAGGUAGAGACUGCCCGGAUGCCGCUUUGAAUGGGAUCAUGGCAUUUGAGGAGAUAAAGAAGAAAGGCUUGAUCGAGGUGUCAGGUAUGGAGGGGGAUGUGGGUCUGGUAGCAGGACGUAGUCAGAGAGAGAAGAGGAGAUCUUACAAAGACCUGCUCCGAGAGGAGGAAGAGAUUGCCGCUCAGGUGCGCAAGUCCGCCAAGAAACGGCCCAAGGACUCUGAACUGUUUCUACUGGGGGGGGAAUCUCACAAGAAGAAGAAAAAGCACUUUGAUGAAGACUUUUUUUACAGAGACCUCCAAGGAUCUGGCCCCCCAGUGCACAAAAAGAAACGCAAGUCCUCCGACGGCUCCCUGUCUCUGUCCUCCUCCUCCCACCCCCCCCACUCUACAGACACUGCCAUGGGUCUCCUGCAGGCCAUCACCUCCCCGAUGGCCACGGGCUCCGAGCCCAACCCGCACCUACACAAGAAGCCCUCCUACCCCCCAUCGUCCUCUCAUUCCUCCUCCAAGGAGCGGAGGCGCGAGGGAGGGCAUGGAACCAGCAAGAGCCACUCUUCUUCCCACUCCCGCUCAUUCUCAUCAUCGUCAUCCUCUUCUAAAAAGCACUCCUCUAAAUCGACACUGUAUCUAAGCGGGGGUGGUAAGAGCAGCAACAGCAGCACGGGGGUGGGCGAGCCCCUGACCCUCAGGGAGGCGGAGGGCCUGAAGAUGAAGCUCAUCCUUUCACCGAAGGAGAAGGGCGAAGGAGGCACAUCUGAGGGAUUCCCGUUCCCGCCACACUCUUCCUCAUCCUCCUCAGCCUCCUCCGGUGCUAAGAAAGGGAGCUCAAAGAAGGAGAAGGACAGAGACAGGAUGCUACUGUCCAAGUCCCCCAAGAAGAGGCAGCAGAGCAGGGAUCCACUUCCUGUGGUGGGGGAGGAAGUGGAGCUGGAAGGCGGUGAAUUGGAGGCGGGCGAGCUGGUGAUAGAUGACUCGUACACUCAGCUAACCAAAAAGAAGAAGAAGAGCAAGAAAAGCAAGAAGAAAAAGGAGAAAGAGAGGGAUAGGGAGAAGGACAAAAGCGGAAGAGAAAAAAAGCACAAUCGAGUGGGUAGUAAAAAGGGUUUGUCAGGGACGUCUCUCCUCCUGUCUUCCGGGGAGGUUUCCCGAAGCCACGCCCAUUCCCACGGGUCAGCCAAUCACAGCACGGGAGUCGGGCUUUACGCGAUGGCUUCUCCAGUCUCCGCUCACCACCACAGCGGUGAAUCGCAGAGCGAGAAGAAGAAGAAAAAGGAGGAUAAGGACAGGGAAAAGUUGGAGAGGGAAAAAGAGAAGCCCAAGAAGAAAAACAUGACUGCAUACCAGGUGUUCUGUAAGGAGUACAGGGUGAACAUCAAUGCCGAGCAGCCAGGACUGGUUUUCGGGGAGUUGAGUAAAAAACUCGCAGAGGUGUGGAAACAAUUGCCUGAAAAAGACAAACAGGUGUGGAGACAGAAAGCUCAGUAUCUGCAACACAAGCAGAACAAAGCAGAAGCUACAACAGUCAAGCGCAAGAUCUCGGGGUCUGAAGGCAGCAAAGUCAAAGGCCCACUGAAGGGGACAGCAGGAGGAAGCGGAGGGGGAUCAGUUGUUCUGUCCCCCAAUCGAACCUCCGUGGGUGUGUCCCUGUCUCCUGCACGUGUCCCAGAAGUGGACCCCAUUGACGCUGCCGCUCACCUGCAGUUGCUGGGAGAGUCUCUCUCGCUCAUUGGGCAUCGGCUACAGGAGACAGAGGGCAUGGUGGCCGUGUCGGGCAGCCUGUCCGUUUUGCUGGACUCCAUCCUGUGUGCCCUGGGACCCCUGACCUGUCUCACCGCCCAGGUCCCAGAACUGAACGGCUGUCCGCGGCGCGUGCUGUCCAACACUCUGGACAACAUUGCCUACGUGAUGCCAGGACUGUGAGGACCAUGGGGGAUCCCCGACAGUGCCAGGCAGGAAGUGGUACCAUGGCGACGGAGCGUGCCCACCUGACACCUCGGGGGGGGGGCAGGCAGCACGUCCUAAGGACCAGCUUGGAGUCACGGUCCAGCUUUGGAUACAUGUGGACAGUUGUAGUUUUAACUUUGCUUUUAAUCGCUUGUUUCUGUCUUUUUAAUUUUUUGUUUUAUUACUGUUUUUUUCCAAUUAAACCUAUUUUAGUGAAUAUUUUUAAA